AGUAAUCAACUUUCGAUUUCACAAUUCACACUUCAGUAUCAGCAAGUUUUCAGGCUAUUCAUGUUAAUUAAAUAAACAGUCCACCUUCAACGUAAAUAAUUAAGAACCAAUGAAUUAAAGUGAAGUUUUUGUUGUAAAAGUCCGGCUACUGUACAGACAUUGAUGGCCCGCGAUGAUACACAAUGGGAUGAUGAUGUUGGUCAAUACUCAAGCAGGGAGAGUGAUGACAGCCCUCUGUUAUACAGACAUGACAGAAGUCGACUGGUUAGAGAGAAAGCUGAUAGAAGAUGGCCGGUGACAAUUAUAGCGAAAUUUUCACUUUUCAGCACCGCCAUGAUAUUGUUUUGCGUGUUUAUGUAUAUCCCAGUGUACAAUAGAGCAAAUGACCAGAUGCCAAAAGUUGCGGUAGCAGGCUGGUCCGUUCAUACGAAUCGCGAUACAAAAAUCUAUGUACAACCCAAUAAUGUUACGACGAUACACGAGCCCAUAUACAUAUGCCCAAAGAAAAAUCGGGAAAAACUAUUUCUACUCAUCGUAGUGUGUUCGUCGACAACGAACUUCGAGAGGCGGGUCGCAAUACGGGAGACUUGGGGUAAUUCGACAAACUUUGUGGAAAGUGCGAAGAUAUUUCACGCGGUACACGAGAAAUUUAAGAAUUAUAAUUAUUCGUAUGACCUGUACGCGGAAAUGAAUUACACGGAUCGGCGGAGACGGGAUGUGGAGGCAGAAGAAGGCGUCAGUGUAACGGAAAGUGUUGGUAACAAAUCCACUAAUGAUUUUGAACUUAAAGAUGAAGUGGGAUUAGAUAAAACAGAUUCAGCAGUAAUUGACACUGCAACGGUGUUUCCGCUUCUAGAAGAUAAAGAUUCUGUUAAUCAAGAAGAACUACAGCGUACAGUUAUAACAACGAAAAACAUACAUAGAAAGAGAGAUUUAACCAGUUUCAAUCGGAUACUACCGGAACUGGCUAAAGCGUUAAGCGUUACCAUGACAACGGACGACAAAAUGCUGCCAGAAUUCGAUAUGAAUAAAGAAAUUGGCGGACAAGAAAACGAAGUAGAUUACAAUAAUUAUGAUUACGACACAAAUAUAAUGAAAAUACCACCACGAGGCGAAGAGAACUUCGAUCUGGAGAAUGUUAUAGCAAAAAUCAAAGAGAAUUAUCCAAAAAGUGAUGUAAACUUCAAAGUUGUGUUUCUUUUGGGGUUGCCAGCUAACGACAAUAGUAGCGAGGUUCAGGAUAAAAUUGACGAGGAAGUGGAUAAAUAUGGCGAUAUUAUACAGGAAGGUUUUAUCGAUUCAUACAAUAAUUUGACUUUGAAAUCUAUAAUGAUGCUAAAGUGGGUGACAAAUAAUUGUGGUGAUAGCGUUCGAUAUAUAUUAAAAACUGAUGACGAUAUGUAUAUUAAUGUACCGAAUUUGAUGACGAACCUUCAGAAUCGUUCAAAAAUUCACGACCAAACGAAAGAGAAGGAAUAUCUGUUAAUUGGUGAUUUGAUUUGUGGAGCUCGUCCCGUCUUGGAUACGAGUAACAAAUGGUACAGCCCGCGUUAUAUGUAUUCCGGGAGGGUCUACCCGCGUUAUUUGUCCGGUACCGGCUACGUUUUAAGUACACCAACAGCGCAUGCGCUUUACCAAGCGGCGUUGCGAACACAUUACUUUCACUUGGAAGAUAUUUUCAUUACUGGCAUGUGCUCCCUUCGAGCGUCACCGCGUAUAACGCCGCGUGACGAACCGGGCUUUUCCUACAACGGUGGAGGCGGCGCUUGCGCAGUACAUUCGAAGCUGACAGCGCAUCGUGUCACGCCGUACCGUAUGAAGAGGGUCGCUAUGUUGUUGAGAGAUUUGGGAUAUGUUGAUAGAUGUGAACGCUUGCGGCUAACUCAGAUAAAAACUCACCGUGAAUCAAGAAUGUUUAUUAUUUACAAGUAUCUCCGAUUGGUCGUUGGCGGACGAUGUUGAGGUAUUUUGGACCACCUAUAACUCUCAUGAAUCUCUAUUCUAAGAUCUUUAUGUAAUGUCAUCUCGAAAGAGUUGCCAACGAAACCAGGCUAGGCACUUUAAUCUCUUCGUGUAUUUUAUGUUUGCCUAUAAGUUAAGUGCUUGUUGCGUUAAAUAUUGCAUUUUAUUUUUCUUGUACUAGUGUAUCAGUGCCGAGCAUUGGCAAGCUUCAAUUCAAAAAUUCAACAAAAGCUUCAAUCGAAAGCAUCAUCUUGUCAAUAGAUUCCGGGUUUAAAUAUUACUAAUUGCAGUUUACUGUUUAGAAAAAAUGGUUUGACUACAUUUAGAAAUCUGGGAAUCCUGUUCAAGGACUCUUAAAGAUCGUCAUACUAAAGUGUUCGAAAAUGUGAGUUCAAAAUAUUGUAGUAAAAUGUUUUACGGGCUGUACUUUGCUAGUGGCAAGAUUAUUUUUUUUAUAUCCUAUGGCAAUAAUUGGGAGUGGGCGUGGUUUACAAUCAUGCAAGUAUGGCUCUCGAUAGAGAUUACUUUAUAAUUUAAUUGAUUAUAUAGCUUGUGUUUUCUCAUAUAGACUGUUAAUUGCUCAAAAUAUAAAUUUUAAUACGAUUGGCUAAGUUGAUCGAACAUUUAAAUAGUACAAGGGUUUUGGACCUUUAUAGGAAAUUAAAUAAAAGUGGAAGUAAACUUAAGUAGCAAAAAUGAAAUAAAUUUAUCUAAGACGGUUGUGACAUAAUUAAUGUAUUACAAAUGACAAUUACAACAGUAUGGUCUAUAGAAUGGGCGUUGCAUUUUUAAGCGAUGACUUUUUUCUUAGCUUUAAUUCACAGACUACGUAGGUUUGUAGGUUUGUCAAUUGUCUAAUCAUUUGUGGUUGUCAAAUUUGAUAUUUAAAAUAAAUCUGUGGUAUUUAAUAGGCAUAAUUUUUUACCAAGUUUAAUGUACUAACUUCUUCAUUAAACAUUUUCACGAACUUUAUUACUUAGUCAAACUCUUGGUACCUUCUCCGAAAUUCGUUUAAUUGGGACUUCGGUCAACUUCGUAAAUUCGUAAUGAAGCGUCAUUCAUGAUGCAUUCAAGCGUCUCCAAAUCUUAAAGAUCAUGAUUACCUACCCUUAAAAUUUCAGUCAGUAUAAUGAUACCAGUGAUGCCAAUUUGGGGGAUUUUCCCCCAAAUUUAAGGGGAAUCAAGAUGCUCUAGGUUUUUAGGCGGUCAUUUAUUUAGGGGAAUUUUUCGGUGGUACAAGAUUUUUUUAAAACGUUUCUAUACAACAUAUAAACCUAACCAACCAAAUAUAUAUCAAAUAUAAUCUGUUAUUUCUCCAAGGAUGAAAUAACAGCUAUUAAUACUUAAAUAUAUUUUUAAUCGUUGAGGGUACAACAAAAUCUUUUGGGGUUUUUAAUCGAAAUUUAUGGGAAUUUGAAGUUGGUGCUAGGAGGAAUAUUAUGUGGAAGUUGGCAUCAUUAUAGUCGAUCUACGUUAUCCACUUGCUACGCACCACCGCCAUUUUUGGUCCUUCGGGUCAGAUUUCUGUAUUGAACUCUAUAGGCGAGAUACCGGUGUCUCAAGUUUUUAAGUAAGGGUAUUUAAUGUGAUCUGAUCCCUGUAAGUCAAAAUACAAUUCGCUUUUGACAGACAAGUGUACAGGAAUUUCAGAUUGAUUUAAUUUUAAUUAUUUUUCAUAUUUGUCGCUAAAUUAGCUACUUUAAACAUUGGCGUUUCAUAGGGCAAAAAUUAUUAGUUUUAUUUAUAUAUUUUGUAUAACGUUUGACAAUUUUUCUCAUAUCUCAACUAAUCCAUGACUUAUUUCACUUCUAGUUAAUUUAACGUAUCGAUUACCCAUCAAAUUCCUAAAGUGACGGGUGUUGCUCAACCUACUUAAUCGGUUUAUCGUUGUUUUGGCAGCAAAAGUCGCUUUAUUGAUCUGAUCGCAGUGGUUUCAAUGUAACAGGUACCCAUCAAGUGCAUGACCACGACAAGUGUUGCUUAACCUUAAUGAUUUCAGUUCUGCUAAAUUAAGUUAUUGUUUCCUAUUAAAAUCAUUCCUCUCGAACGCCUUAUAGAGAUAUUUUAUAUAGAAAAUGUUAUUAUUUGCGUUGUAAUGAAUAAUUAAGAUGAUUAUCUCGUAAUUAAAUAUUUUAUCGGAUUGUUGAAUUUCUAUCCACAGUUUAAAUAAUAUUUGUAAAAUUCGCGCCAAAAUCUGUGAAUACUUCAAACGUUUUAUCUGUGGUGGUAAUUUGUGAUUUAGCGCCAAAACAAGUAUUAAUCUGUUGUAUUGUUGAUUUUUAGUCUGUGGACAUAUGAAAAGAAUUUGGCGCCGAUUUUUUAUAAUAAAGUACCAACUCUGUAUUUGAUUAAUUUAUUUUGUAUCCCCAAAUAAAGUUAUAUGAAUGAUAAA
Pieris napi is the source of this 4354-nucleotide messenger RNA. RefSeq lists its product as uncharacterized. The record is from RefSeq and is a predicted model, not a curated record. Gene Ontology annotation, molecular function: hexosyltransferase activity. Bases 163 to 1962 code for a protein of 599 amino acids. NCBI's taxonomy places the organism in Eukaryota, Metazoa, Arthropoda, Insecta, Lepidoptera, Pieridae. The transcript has 9 exons. Gene Ontology annotation, cellular component: membrane.